Molecule: messenger RNA, 2376 nt
Organism: Zophobas morio
Lineage: Eukaryota; Metazoa; Arthropoda; Insecta; Coleoptera; Tenebrionidae
Exons: 13
Coding region: 91-2283 (730 amino acids)
Biological process (GO): protein dephosphorylation
Molecular function (GO): protein serine/threonine phosphatase activity
Source: RefSeq, a predicted model, not a curated record
CCCCUCCACUGCUCCAAUUUUUUACUUCUUUGCUUCCCAUUUAUAAACAAUAAAUAAGUUAUUGAGGUGCUCAAAAUAUUUACUUCGUAAAUGAAAUAUAAGAAAACUCGUCAACAACAAAAGUUAAAGAAGCAGCCUUUUUUAAAUCAAAAUGGUAAUUUCAUUAAAAUAAAUUCUUUUUUUAAUAUUCAAAAUAAAGAGAAGCGUUUUUUCGAUCCUUGUUUUACCACCUCCUCGGACAAAAAAAGAAAGCUUCUAAAAACUCAAUUUUUUGAGGAAUUUAGUUUGCUUUCUAGAAAUUGGUGGCAAACUUCUAACAAGGCAAGAGUUACGGAGCUCGUAAAGGAUUUUGCCGUUUAUCUGUUGCCUUCUAUUAAAAUCCAUCUGUCUAACGCAAAACCAGAGAAUAAAAAGUACAAGACGGAGGACAAUAAAAAUGCUAAAGGAAACAAGAUUGAGGGCUUGUUAAUCUCACCUACUGAAAAACUUAUAUUUAUAUACUGCAGUUGUGGAUGCAAAAACGCUUAUGAUCUAAAAAACUGGCUAUCUCACGUUAAAGUUGCUAAAAAAUAUGGCUCCAAUAAUAUUGCUCGUAACGCUUCAACAAAAGUUAAAAAGCAGAGGAAAAAUAAGGCUAAUCAUUUUUCUUACUUGCUGAGCAAAGUUUUUAUAAAUAAAACGAAAGCCACACUCACACAAAAAAUGGGCGCUGAUCUCCAAGGGUCUUAUGCUUAUGUUAAGAAGCACGGAAGCGUCAAGGGCCGGCAGCUUUACAUAAAAUACAAGUCAAGAAAGAGGUUAAAAGUUAAUGAAAGCAAGCAAAACUAUCGUUCCUUUCCCACCGAAAGAGAUGUGAUCCCUGACUGCUUUCAUCUGAGCUCUUAUUCGUAUACAUCAUUAGUGAAAUUAUUUCCAACCAUCCGAGUAUACAAAGACUGCGUUUUGGAUUGUCUUGACAGAAAGGUUACCUUGGGCUUGGCCGGGCAAAAAGGCUAUGCGCUUCUCGGCACUCGCCACUCUCAGCUAAGAGUCGACAACUCGCAGAUGCAAGAUCGGCUCGUCGUUCGUCAGAGUAAGCUUGGGAAUUACGUCAUUUCUGUUCUUGCUGACGGACAUGGAGGAACAACCGCUCCCCGGUUUUUUUCAAGAACUCUUGCCGACGGUCUGGAGAGACUACUGAAGGAUCGUUGCUGGAAUUUUUCGGAUUGCAGACAGGCGAAAUUGUUUCAAGCCAGAGUCCUUCAAUUAUACCAGCAUUUGGAUGAAGUGUACUUAGAAAAAAAAAAGCUCGAGUUUGAAACUUUUACCGCCAUGAAAGAAUAUAUCGAUAAUAAUAACCACUGCUUCAAGAAAACCUUAAAGCCCACACGUAAGCAUAAUAAGCUUGCCGAAAGUACAUUCCCUCCAGGCCUCGGAGAGAAGCUUCCUUUUAAUAACUCUGUCGUUGUGGAUACAAAUUCGUUAGACUCCGAGUAUAAUGAGCUCUACGAUAACUAUAAGAACGAGCUUGAAGAGCCCAACAAGGCAAGCAAAAUAACAAGGAGGCUAAAGGUUCUAGCGAAAGCGGAGAAUCAGCUUAGCAAUAGCGCGCCCCCCGACGAUGGCUGCACUCUACUCGCCACUGUUAUAUAUAAGGGUUGGAUCGUGUGCUGCAAUGUUGGGGAUUCGCGCGCUUUAAUUUUUUCGCGCUCUCCUUCCUCUUUUUCAUGGUCUUUGAUUUUUUCGACCGAGGACCACUCGUUGGGCAAUCCAAAAGUUGUCAACCACGUGAUUACGCACGGCGGGCAAUUCCUAGAUGAGGUUACGGGUAGGCCUAAGCAGUUCCGGUAUCCACAGCCCUACUAUCAGUCUCUCGUGUUUAACACUCGGAUAUGCCCUCAACAGGAACUUUCAAAAAAUAAUAUAAAUAUACCCGUGGAAAGGAGCAUUAAUUUAGGAGGCUCCAUGGGAGAUCUGCUUUUUAAGUUAAAAAAGGACUCGCCAGUUUUAUUAAAUACGCCGGACGUCACUUUUCAUGAAGUGCCUCGUGAUCUAAAAGUAAUCCUGUUAAUGUCGAGCGACGGCCUUUGGAAUUAUUUGCCUGAAGAUAAACUGAAUAGAGUUUCUGCGCAAAACAAGUUUGUUUUCAAUAAAGUUGGCUAUGAGUACGACGUGGGCACACCACUAAGCGCCAUUGCCACUCGCUUAUGCUUCAGAGACUUUCGCGAAGUUUCUCAAUUCGACGACUGCAUUUGUCUUCUGUUUUGCUUUGAGACGCUUGACCUCGAGAGGAAGUUUUGCUAAUAGUACAGAAUUUUCAAUGAUCUUUUAAAGGUGGAAAAAAAAGAAAGUUACAUUUAAAAGUUAUCUUUUUUUUAAAAUUUUGAGUUUGUUAAA